CCCAAACUCUUGCCAACAAACAUAUGCAUAAGGAAACGAGAUUCCUUCAUUUCUUUUUUGUAUCUAAAAUCUCUCUUCACAGUGGCGCUAUUCAAAGAGAGACAGAGCUUCUACUCAAUAAUAAGAGGUUUCUCUAUCAAAACCAAAUUAAAAUAAAGCGUGUUACUUCUUCGGUUCUAUUCGUUGUUACUUCUUCCUCACCAGCUUCUUGUUCAUCCUCUGAUCGCCACCACCGUCACACCUUGCGGCCAUCAAAUCUUAACCUCUUUAAGCUGCAUCUCAACCUCGUCGCCUUUGUUGUUUAUAUGGAUGAGCCAAGUAUUGGAUUAGACCCUGCUUCAAGAAAAUGUUCAUGGAAUGAUAUCAAGCUUGCAAAACAGGAUCGUGCAAUCAUUCUGACCACACAUUCUAUGGAAGAGGUGGAGGCCUUAUGCGAUCGAUUAGGAGUAUUUGUAAAUGGUAACUUGCAGUGCAUCGGAAAUCCAAAGGAGCUAAAAGCCAGAUAUGGAGGAACUUUUGUGUUGACAAUGACAACAUCUUCGGAUUGCGAGAACAUGGUACGACAGCUCUCUCCAAAUGCCAACAAGAUAUACCGUCUUUCUGGAACUCAGAAAAAGAGAUGGUCGAGACCAUUUGUUGGAUCUUCUUCUCGUCCAAGUUCAUCACCACAACCCAACGAUGAAACUGAUUAAGAUAGCGGGGAUGAGGACAUUGGUAGUGAUCAUAUUGAGUAGUAUUUGUUUUUAUUUUGUUAAAUUGGUUGUAUCAUGUAUUUGGUUAUACUUAAUUUUUUUUUUGGAUCAUGUUUUAAUUAAUAUUUAGUUCUGAUUUGUGAACAUGAUAUAAAUUUUGUUUAGAAUUAUCACAAUAGUUGGAUCAUGCUUUAAUAAAUAUUUAGUUUUGAUUUGAAAA
This is a messenger RNA of Cicer arietinum (chickpea), 912 nucleotides long. RefSeq lists its product as uncharacterized. Gene Ontology annotation, biological process: transmembrane transport; lipid transport. Gene Ontology annotation, molecular function: lipid carrier activity; ABC-type transporter activity. The record is from RefSeq and is a predicted model, not a curated record. Gene Ontology annotation, cellular component: membrane; intracellular membrane-bounded organelle. Lineage: Eukaryota; Viridiplantae; Streptophyta; Magnoliopsida; Fabales; Fabaceae.